CGUCGAGUCGAUGCGCGGCGGACGUAGUUGGGCGCACACACACACUCAGGCUGGUUGAACUUCACCAUGCACACACCGCCACCCAUCGCCGCAUGAGUAGCCCUUGCACAACUGCAGGCUCCCCAAGAUCUGAUCGGUCACACACACACACGACAAGCAAGAACACACACCGAUCAGGGGGGGCUGUGUCGGCCUCGGGCGGGUGGCGCCCGACCUCUCCCGCCGAAAAAUGAACAGAAACGAAGGAGAUGUGAGGCGAACAGUGGGAAAUGAGGAGAGCUGGCGUGGAAAAUGUCCGCUGCUUCCUUUUCUGGAAAACACCGUCUCGAGACGGCGAGAAUUCGAAUCCUCGCCGCGAUUCUCGCCACAAGCUCGCACGUCUUUUUCCGAAGCGCUCCUUGUUGGUAACGCCACCCUCUCCUUUUCAUCAUUGUCCUCAAGCUGUCCAUUGUGAAGUUGACUGACUUACUGGCUUCCUGACUUACUUGAGAGAGACAAGGCCUUGUCGACAAAAAGGAGACGGCCAUCACAGAAAGAACCAAAAUCCCACCAUCUGCACAUCAGCAUGCCAGCAGGGCACAGUGAGAUCACCACAGCAAUGAAACAGACUACGCAGUCAUCCUUGUCAUCCUUGAACAUCAUCCAAACAUAAUACCAUUACAGUACCUUAGCCAAUGUACUUACACUUGAGGGGAGGUUUUGAAGGCAGAAAAAGGCGUGCGCGCACUCAGUUGACGCCAGGCAGGUGCCAAAGAGGCGCCACUCAUUCAGCAGACGGGCAGGGCGCCACCGACCGAGGCCUCGCUCGUGGCACGGCGGUAGAGGAAGGAAGGGGCAGUUUUCAUCCGGACGAGUUGGGAGGGGCGGGAGGCGAUGCGGCGGACCACACCAGCCAAAAGGCAGGUGAAAAGAAUAAGAGGCGGGGGAUCUGUGGUCCAAAGAAGGCUCACGAGCCGACCGUGGACGGAAACUGUGAAAAAGUGGGACAAACUUGCUUGUCUCGAUUUAUUUCUCGUCCCGUCUCCAAUUCUCGCCGAUCUCGAAUUCGAAGCCUCCACCGUUAGCCUUUUUGUGGCACAUGGGCAGCCAGUGGGGCGCAGGAC
Messenger RNA from Vitrella brassicaformis, 1103 nucleotides. The record is from the annotation of a GenBank genome assembly. Lineage: Eukaryota; Vitrellaceae.